AUACAGUACAAAGUACAAAAACCGUUGCAAGAUGUCCACCUCCAGCGGGGCGCUCGUGCUGAUCCUCGCAGUCAUCCUCAGUGCCGCUGCGGGUGGAAAGGACGAGUUUGACUACGUGCUGGUUGGUGGCGGCGCGGCCGGGAUACCUCUCGCAUACACUCUUGCCGAAAACGGCAAGGAUGUCUUGCUCAUCGAAAGAGGCGGCCCUCGCAAAGACAAUCCAGAGGAUACGACGACCAUCUCGCAGUGGGGGAGCGCAUUGCUCAACAAAGACAUCGCCCAGGAGAUCCGCACACGUGAGUCACCUGACAGGUGCACUGUCGUGUGAAGUACCUGCGUGGUUGCUCUCCCUUCUGCAGUGGACAAGCAGAUCACAAAUGUGGCGAGCAUCUUGUCUGGCGGCACGGCACUCUCUGGAGGUGUCCAGGUACUUGUACUGCCGGGACAGACGUCUGUCGGGAUGGCAGAACGGUGUGUGUGUGUGUGUGUGCGCAUUCCGUCAGAUAGAGGAGGUUCCUGAGUACUUCGAUCACUUGAGGGACAAGUUCGAUGCCGAUUUCGACGAAAAGCUUGUGAACGAGGUACGCACUGCAUGAACUGACACAAACAGCACGCAUUCUGUCUUUGUGUCAUCCCGUCUGCUGUGUGUGUGAAUGCAGUCGUACGCAUGGACACGAGAGCGAGUGGGCCAGGUGAUGGGAUACCCCGACUUGUACGGAGAUGCAUGGAUUGGCGCCCUGCAAGACUUGGGAUUCGGUCCAUUCGCCGGCGAAUCGCCCUCCAUCGCCAAUGGCUCGUGGAACGGCUACAGCCUGUUCGAGAACGAUGGGAAGAAGCUGUCGCCAGACAGAUUCCGCCGUGCAACUGAUGUGAUACCGCUGGAGCGCCCCCUAGACAGCCUGAAGAUCCUCACUCGACACAACGCCCUUCGUGUCGAGUUCGACACCAGCGACGAGACAGGCAACCCCAAAGCCACGUGUGUGGUGUACACCAAGUCGCCAGAUGCCUUCGAGACCAUCGACUCGCGAGCGAAUGCAGGUCUGCCUGUGAGGCCAAGCCUCUUUGACAAGUGGAAGAAAGUGGAUGACACUGAUGCUGACUUGAGGAGGGCGUGCAUUCGGGAGGGAGGGGAGAUAUUCAUCUCGGCCGGUGCCAUCCUUUCGCCAGUGAUCUUGAUGAACUCAGGCGUGGGGCCGAAGGACGUGGUGGAGAAGGUGAUGAAGAACACGGGUGGAAAGCUCAUCAGGGACGUCCCUCAACUAGGUCGGUCUCUCUCUCCGAAACGACUCCUGCUCCUAUUUUUGUACGCAAUGUCGACUCUGUGUCGGUGCGCCUACCUAAAUGUGAUCAGGCCAGAAUCUUCACGACAGAUGGGCCGUUCAAUUCGGAGUCUUCUUCAAGUAAGCGAGGGCCGAUUGUGACUUGUGUGUGAGCUGUGAAUUGUGAGGGGACUUCUCUCUCAGGAAGCCAGUGUCGCGUCUCAGGGAGCCGAUACCUGUCACAACCACUACAACAACACCCCAGCCGGACAUUGGUCCACCAGACGGCGGCGGUGGCGGCGGGGGGAUACGGCCGGCGCCUGGUGGACCAAUCGAUGACCCCGAUGACGGCGGCGGCUUCGAAGAGCUUGACCCUCCCCCUCCCCGCUCUCGGGCCAAACGGGAAAGUUUCUUAGAGAGCGACUUUCCGAUCACUGUCAAUGCCGUCAGUGGAGUGAAGAAGGUCGUCGGCGAGAGCUGCCCUGAAGACUUCGGGUGAGGACGGGCGUGAAUAUACAGACGGAUCGGCGAGUGCGUGGUGUGUGAGUGUGUGUAUAUGCAGCUUCAACACGACUCCCGACUGCUUUUAUGUCACUGCUGAGGAGGGGACGGGCAUCGAUUUUGCAGGGCUGGUACUGUCCACAAGAGCUGCCUUUCCCCCGGUCUUUCGCGGACUCCCGUAUGCACCGCAUAGCGAGCCUGCAUGAGCCAGAACACUGGUGUGUCGGUGUGUGCGGGAUGUGGCUUUGGCUUUACUUCAGAGAAGUGGACUUUCUCGUGGCGUUGCUGUCAGAAUGUCUCGACAAGCCGGACUCAAUCUUGUGCGCUGCCUUCCAGCCCGUAUUCGAGUGCACCUCGUGAGCGAUCUGAGAGACAUACGCGACCUUUAAAUUCCAUUCUUUUCUAUGCUUGUAUUCAGGAGAACUGCUGGGUGGAUAACCUUCGCACCGGUGCCCAAAUCGAGGGGCUACGUCACUGUCAACGAAUGGGGUACGGGCAGAGACCCCCCCCCCACACACACACACAUACACAGGGAGGAUCGUUGUCGGGCUGCAUUUCUGAUGUGCAGGCGAGCCCAUCGUAGCGUCAAACUACUUGACAGACGAGAAGGGUGAAGACCUGAACAACGACGUGGUCGGGCUGGAGACGCUCUUGCGGGUGAACGACACACAUCGUCUCGUCGCUAGGGAGGCUGUGUAUGUGGUAGCGUGUGUGUGGGUGCAGGUGCUAGGGAGCGGUCGGUUUGACGAUCUGUUCGAGCGGCGUGGGCCCCAGUCUUGCGUUGUGUACAUCUUCAACAAACUGGUCGACCUGCUCAUCCUCGCCACACGCGCCCUGCCCAUCCCCUUCCCAGGAGACCCCGACUUCCAGCAAGUACCCACCAGUAUCUCCACAUAUUCUCUCUGACGUAUAAUAGUCGACCAUAUGUGUGCUGUGCAUGCACUCAGACCGACCUGCUGGCUUCUCUCCCGUCCUUUCUCGCAGCGGAGACCGACGAGAAAACAGGCAGAAGAAGCGACAGCAAGGAAGAUCCCAGCCGCACCUUCCUGGAGGAGGCCCUGCUGUGGGCCGAGCUGCAGAAGAGAAAACAUGAGGUCAUAGAGCGGAGCAGGAAAGCGUGGAGAGAGGGGGAGGGGGAGGGGGACGGCGAACACUCUGAGCCUGAGUGGAGAGGGGACAAGUCAGAGGUGGCCGAGUGGCUGCGGGAACAGGUGGCGCUGGCGUCAACGCCGCCCUCUGAACCGGUCAGCCAGCCGGUUGUGAGAAAGGAAGAAUGCAGCUGAGUGCUAUCAGUGAGUGAUAUUGUCUCUGUGCGUGCGUGUGUGUGCGUGCGUGUGUGUGUGUGUGUGUUUCCGUCUGCAGGAGGGUUUCAUGGACGACUUGAGGUGCGAGUUUGUCACAUCAGAGGAGUGUGAGCGGAUACGGCAGCUGAAGAAUGCGGAGCGAUUCGCCAUCUUGCCCACACUGCCCACAGGUACGUCAGCGCAGCCCAGCCCAGCUCAGUCCAGCCAGACACACACUUCUCUCGUGCCGACGCAGAUCUGGACGAUCGCGAGAAAUUGGAGGGCUUCAUCAAAACACACGGUCAGCGCGAGACACGUACGUCAUCAUGCGGCGGAAAACAUGUCAUGGGCGUGUGCGGUGGUGUGUGUGUCUGCCUGCCACGCAGGCAACGGCAUGUGGCACUGGUCCGGGUAGGUGCCUGCAACACUACUAGAGAGCCAUCGAUGGGCUCUCUCGCAUGUGUGUGGUGUGGCGUGUGUGCAGGUCGACGGCAAUGGGGUCUGUGGUCGACGACAAGCUCCGUGUGAUUGGCGUAGACAACCUGGCCGUUGCUGACGCAGGAGUCUUCCCCCAGGUGCAUUAAGCAGUGCGGUGUGGUGUAGUGUGGUGUGCAGCUGUGCGUGUUUGCUUCUUUGUUGGAUGCAGGCGUCUCGGAUGAACGUGCAGGCGCACAGCAUAAUGAUCGGCAGAUAUGCGGCGGCGCAGAGGGAAGAGCAACAGGGAGGAGACGACAGAUGAUUGAUUGAUCGAUCGAUUGAAGAGACACACACACACGUGUGGCGUCAUUGGGCAGACAGAGAGGUCGGG
This is a messenger RNA of Vitrella brassicaformis, 3851 nucleotides long. The record is from the annotation of a GenBank genome assembly. Lineage: Eukaryota; Vitrellaceae.